Molecule: messenger RNA, 864 nt
Organism: Penicillium salamii
Lineage: Eukaryota; Fungi; Ascomycota; Eurotiomycetes; Eurotiales; Aspergillaceae
Source: the annotation of a GenBank genome assembly
AUGUCGCCAACGGUCAAAUAUAUGGGCAUGUACGAUUUUGUUCCUUCAAAAACAGCGGCAAUUGUGUUUGGGAUACUGUUCCUAGUGACUACGCUGUUUCACCUUGUGCAGCUCAUCCAAAAAAGGACAUGGUUCUACAUCCCAUUUCUCAUUGGAUGUAUUUUCGAAGUCAUCGGAUACAUGACAAGAGCGGUUUCCGCAACACAGUAUCCCGAUUACGAUCUUGGCCCUGAAGUCAUUCAAUACAUCAUGAUUCUUGUUGCCCCUGCCUUGCUUGCUGCAAGUAUCUACAUGGAAUUUGGUCGUUUGAUUAUCAUGACCGACGGAGACAGAUUUUGCUUCAUUCGCCGAACGUGGCUCACUAAAAUCUUCGUUAUUGGCGAUAUCAUAUCAUUCUUGGCGCAGUUCAGUGGUGGUGCAAUGCUCGCGAAUGAUACAACUGCGGACAAAGGGCAAAACAUAAUGAAGGUCGGCGUCGUUAUCCAACUAUUAUUUUUCGGAGUCUUCAUCACCACGAUCAUUGUUUUCAACAUGAGGCUGUCUAAACAAGGCUCGAGGACAAAGGACAUUGUGCCGUGGAAGAGGCACAUGAUUGCGCUAUAUAGCACUGGAAUCUUGAUAUUGAUCCGAUCGAUUUUCCGACUCAUUGAGUUUGUGGAGAGCACAGAUGGCCCACUAAGCCGGUACGAGUUGCUUUCGUACAUAUUCGAUGCAGUGAUGAUCCUUAUCACGUGUGUGAUAUUGAAUUAUAUUCAUCCCGGGGAAAUUAAAGGGUAUGUCAAGGCGGUCCAGUCUCCUAUCGGCGAAUUUGGAAUGGGCCGUAGACACGAGAAUGGAGCUUUAUAUACAUCGAUGGAGUUAUAA